Molecule: messenger RNA, 1195 nt
Organism: Poecilia latipinna (sailfin molly)
Lineage: Eukaryota; Metazoa; Chordata; Actinopteri; Cyprinodontiformes; Poeciliidae
Product: guanine nucleotide-binding protein G(olf) subunit alpha-like
Exons: 10
Biological process (GO): sensory perception of chemical stimulus; adenylate cyclase-activating dopamine receptor signaling pathway
Cellular component (GO): heterotrimeric G-protein complex; cytoplasm
Molecular function (GO): G protein-coupled receptor binding; GTP binding; GTPase activity
Source: RefSeq, a predicted model, not a curated record
GAUCGCUCUGUGUGUUUCAUUUUUUUUAUACUUUUGGUCUUCACUUCCUCAUCAGUGUGUUUUGUCUCCAUGCAGAGAAAAGAAACAGAAAAUACAGGACAUUCGGAAAAACGUGAAGGAUGCCAUAGUGACUAUAGUGUCUGCGAUGAGCACUUUAAUACCCCCAGUCCCAAUAGCCAACCCAGAGAACCAGUUUAGGAUCGAAUACAUCAAAAGCAUAGCACCACUCUCAGACUUUGACUAUCCACAGGAGUUCUUCGAUCACGCAAAGAAGCUGUGGGACGACGAAGGAGUGAAGGCAUGCUUCGAGAGAUCCAACGAAUACCAGCUCAUCGACUGCGCACAAUAUUUCUUGGACAGAAUUGACUCAGUAAGACAGAGCGACUACACGCCCACAGACCAGGAUCUUCUACGCUGCCGAGUGUUAACUUCAGGAAUUUUCGAGACGAGGUUCCAAGUAGACAAAGUCAACUUUCACAUGUUUGAUGUCGGCGGUCAGAGAGAUGAAAGGAGAAAAUGGAUCCAGUGCUUUAACGACGUCACUGCUAUCAUCUUCGUGGUGGCCAGCAGCAGCUACAACAUGGUAAUAAGGGAAGACAACAACACCAACAGGCUACGGGAAGCACUGGACCUUUUCCGCAGUAUUUGGAAUAACAGAUGGUUACGCACUAUAUCCGUCAUUUUAUUCCUGAACAAGCAGGACAUGCUGGCUGAGAAAGUAUUAGCCGGAAAGUCCAAAAUUGAGGACUAUUUCCCCGAAUACGCUCGCUACACCAUACCAAAUGAAGCAACUCCUGAACCAGGCGAAGACCCCAGAGUGACACGAGCCAAAUUCUUCAUCCGAGACGAGUUCCUUCGGAUCAGCACUGCGAGCGGCGACGGCAGACAUUACUGCUACCCGCACUUCACCUGCGCCGUGGACACGGAGAACAUCCGGCGGGUGUUCAACGACUGCCGGGACAUCAUCCAGAGAAUGCACCUGCGGCAGUACGAACUGUUGUGAUGGACGGCAGAGACGCGUCCCUCUCUCUCUCUCUGUGUCUCUCUCUCUCUCUGUUGGCCCCUCUGUGUUUCCUCUCUGCCACUCUGCAUCCUUGACGAACCCUUUCUACUCCCCAGAGACCCUCAGAUUCCCCCUCCUGUCGAGGAAUAUGAAGUACUACUGAAGUGUGUCAAAUCCUCUUCAUCUUUUCAA